Archocentrus centrarchus (flier cichlid) is the source of this 2240-nucleotide messenger RNA. It is a transcript of the gene ccne2, whose product is annotated as cyclin E2. Bases 93 to 1283 code for a protein of 396 amino acids. The record is from RefSeq and is a predicted model, not a curated record. NCBI's taxonomy places the organism in Eukaryota, Metazoa, Chordata, Actinopteri, Cichliformes, Cichlidae. The transcript has 12 exons.
CAGAUGCGGAUAUAAGGAUUGGCGCCGGCGCCACAGCUGAUGCACUCAUUCAUUCUUCACUGAGGAGCUGAGCCAUAAAUACAGUUGGCACCAUGUCCAGGCGCAGUGGUCGCAUCACGCUUCAAGCCAGAGAUUCGAACGCACCCGAGCCAGCCAUCAGAGUCCCCCUGAAGAAAAGGAAGACUGAGUUUUCUAAGAAGAAGCUACAACCUGCUGCCAAGAAGCAAAGCUAUGAAAUACAAACGUGUUGGUCGGAGGAUGGAGCGUCUCCGUGUAUUCUCAUUGAAACUCCCCACAAAGAGCUGGAGCCGGCAGACCCGUCCAACUUCAAACAAUACACAUUCAAGAACCUCUUCAUACAGGCUUCGCCCAUUCCUCACCUCAACUGGGCUAAUUCAGACGACGUGUGGAUCAAAAUGCUCAACAAGGAGCUGAAGUAUGUUCAUGACAAGGGGUACCUGCAGCGGCAUCCUAAACUGCAGCCCAAGAUGAGGGCCAUUCUUCUGGACUGGGUGCUUGAGGUGAGUGAGGUGUACAGCCUCCACAGACAGACAGCAUACCUUGCUCAGGACUUCUUUGACCGCUACAUGCUCACUCAGGAGAACGUCAGCAAAGACUACCUGCAGCUCAUCGGCAUCACAGCACUCUUCAUUGCCUCCAAGAUAGAGGAAAUCUACCCGCCUAAAAUCUACGAGUUUGCCUACGUCACAGACGGCGCCUGCGACAUGUGGGACAUCCAGCGCACAGAGCUUCAAAUACUAAAGGCACUGGACUGGAACCUGUGUCCAGAGACGCCCAUCUCCUGGUUGAAGCUGUACGCUCAGGUUGAAGCCCGGAAAGAUGAAGAGAACUUCCUGGAACCGCAGUUUUCCCAGGAAACCUACAUCCAGAUCACACAGCUAUUGGACUUGUGUAUGAUGGACAUCACUGUGCUCGACUAUAACUACAGUGUUCUUGCUGCAGCUGCUUUCUGCCACUUUUCCACCUUUGACAUUGUUCAUAAAGUCUCAGGCCUCACUUGGGAAAGUGUAUCUCACUGUUAUCAGUGGAUGACUCCCUUCAUGGAAACGCUGCAGUCUGAACCCAAACCUCAACUCAAGAACUUCCCGAAAGUCAGAGCAGACGACAGACACAACAUCCAGACACACGUGGCAUACCUGGAUAUAUUGAGGAAAACUCAGGAGCGUCAGAUGCCAGAAAGUAACACCGGUCAGCUGUCGCCUGUUGCCGCGGGAACGAUUCUGACGCCGCCCAGCAGCACGGAGAAACCACCCACUCACUGAGCAGGACGAAACCAGCGAGACGUGCUACCUCUCCUCAGUCCGACAGCAGCUGCUCGCUGAAUGAUGCACAAUUUGGGGCAAACAGACCUCCAUGUAGCAUUUUAUUUUUUUUAAACACUAAAAUCAGACUUUUAGUAGCCAUUGUGAUGAAUUGACAAGCCCCAGUUGGGAAAGGUUGUGGGAUUUGUUCCUGUUGAAAGGGUAAGACCGUCUUCUCUCUGUUACAGGCAGUAAUGGUGCCGUUCACAUUUCCAUUCUGUCUGAAGUAAUUCAGGUCCGACUCCUUUUGAUAUGCUGAGAAAUUGCAGCUCUAGGCUACCAAACUUUUUUUUUUUUUGUUUUAGUAUAUUUUUAAUCUAUAGUGAAUUUUGGUCUGAAUCAGCAGCUAUCAUUUCAUAACUGUUGAGCCCGCAGAUGUGCAGUGCAGAAGCUGGCAGUGAAGCCAGCUGUCGUGGCUUUCUUUUUUUUUUUUUUUUUUUUUUUUUCCUUAAGACAGGUUUUGGUUUUUGUAAAAGAACCAAUCAUUUCAUAUCUGGGAGUCUCACUGGUGCUGUUCUGGAAAGUGAGAACUAAGUGUUUUUGAAUGGUGCUUCAGUCAGAUUCUCAGGAAAACCGAAAGACUUACUUCUAGUGGUGUUUUAAUUUUUAUAAAUUGCAUUGAAAGGAAUCUCAGUCCGCUCUGAAGAGAUGGAUUUUUGACAUUUAGUGUGAUUUAAAUUAAUGUCCCCAUUUCACUUCCAGUCUGAAAUGUGGUGACAUGCUGUAGAUUGGAGCAGAGGAACAAACUGCUUGGUAAUGAACUACAGUGAGUUUCAGAGCUACGUGAGCCAAAGGAACAACUUCCUGAUUUGCUCUCACAUCUGAAAGUGUUUGAUGCACAUUUGUGGCUUUUUAUUCUCCACAAUUGUUCCCGCGUGGUUGCAAAUUCUUGUUACAUUCCUGUGAAACUUGACGAUU